Molecule: messenger RNA, 2406 nt
Organism: Yamadazyma jaroonii
Lineage: Eukaryota; Fungi; Ascomycota; Pichiomycetes; Serinales; Debaryomycetaceae
Source: the annotation of a GenBank genome assembly
AUGUCAAUUGUUCAAUUUGUAUACAUAUACCUAAUAGGAGGGGUGACAUUCUUACCUUUCUUGAUCAUAGGUUUCAUUUACUUGCAUCCCAAGAUUGACCUUGAUGUGGGUGAUGAAUUAGAAGAACCUUUGAAGGCAGGGGAGAUCGAAGAAGAGAAAAAAUCAGGUAUAAAGGCUUAUAAAUCAGGUUGGAUAACAGUAACUCAGGAUUACAUUGAAUCUACUGACGAUAUUACCGCCAAUACCUCAUCUAUCAAUGAUAGCCAUGAUAACAAAUCCGCCUAUUCCACGUUAUAUAAGUUGGUUAAAAAUUCAGAACCUGAUGUGGAAAUAGAGAGAGAUCCAGAUCAAAUGAAUCAUCAAACACAACCCAAUAAUGAACAAAUCAAGACCAACCAGAAGAAGCAUCGAUUCUAUGGAGUUCUUAAACAUGGCAAUCUUUUCCUUUACAAGAAUCAAACACUCAAAGAUGUCAAGCACGUGAUUGUUUUAUCCAAUGAGUUUGUUACUCUAUGGCCACGAGAUGUUCAAGAGGGCCAAUUAUUCACUAAAAGAACAGCUAUUUGUCUCAUGAAGAAAGAUUGGUCUAGAACAAGGAGAUUGUCAGAGAACUUCAAUAAGGAUAAAUUGACUAUUGAUGAUAUUUUAGAUCCUAUAAACAACUUGAACCCUCCCAAAUCGUCGUUUUUCAUACAUUGUGAUACUAACAUUGAUAAGGAGGAUUGGUAUUUCUCAUUGAUUAGAGCUUCUAAGGUUGAUGAAGAUGCUUCUAAAUUAUCGUCCAAGAUAUAUGCAUCCACUCUACAUUUUGAAACCAAUGAAAUGAUUGAUCUUAUUCAAUCUUUGUACAGUUCAGAAGGACAAUUACAAACCAAAUGGUUCAAUGCUUUGAUAGGGAGGAUUUUCUUAUCAUUGAAAAGAACCGAAGUUUUGCAAAACUUCUUAACCACUAGAAUCACCAAAAAACUAAACAAAAUCAAAACCCCUGGAUUCUUGGAUAAGUUCAAAUUGGGUGAGGUUGAUCCGGGUAAUUCUAUUCCAUUCUUCACCUAUCCCGACUUGAAAGAAAUCAAUCCAAAUGGAACAUUGAUUUUCACAUCUUAUGUUCACUAUCAUGGUAACUUAUCAUGUAACAUAUCCACUAAAGUCAAUUUGAACUUCGGUGGAGCCAGAUUUGCUCAAACACAAGUUGAUGUUGUACUCAAAGUAACCUUACAAAAACUCGAAGGUCCAAUAAUCUUCAAAAUUAAACCUCCUCCUAGUGAAAGAUUAUGGUAUAGUUUUGAGAUUGAACCUUUAAUGUCCAUCAAGAUCGAACCAAUCAUCAGUUCAAGACAAAUGACCUACAAUAUCAUCACUUCAGCUAUUGAGAAGAAAUUCAAAGAUGCUAUCAAGGAAAGUUUAGUAUUACCUCAUUGGGACGAUAUUGUAUUCUACGACACUGAAGGAGAAUUAUUUAGAGGAGGUAUUUGGGAUAAAUCCACUCGUCCUCAUGAACAUCACCAUCAAAAAACUGAAUCCACAAGUGAUUCUGAAUCACUUUUUGACCCAAGUGUUAAGACCAGAACUUCAUCUUUUAGUGAUCUCAAAGAGACCAGGUCAGAGAUUUCAGAUUCAUCGACCAAACUUAAACUUACCAACACAUUAAGUGAUUUAUCAAAGAAAAUGAAAAAAUCUAAAUCUACCCAUACCGUGGGUAUCAAUGGUGAUAAUUGGUUAUCUGACGGGUCGUUGAUUGAAGAUACUAAUUCUCAAACUUCCAAUCCCAAUUUGAACAAUGCCAAGGCUCAAAUUGGUAAGACCUGGAAGAAAAUAGGAGAUUGGUACAGUAACACACAAAACCAUGAAGACAAAGAGAAGGAUUAUCAAAAACCUGAAAUGAUUCUGAACAGGAGAAGACCAAGAGUUCAAAGUAAUGAGCACAGGGGACAGAUUCCUCCCUCACCUUCAAAUUCUAUCCCUUCUUAUGAGAUGUUUUCUAAAUCAACUGAUUUAGGACUUGUCAGUCACUCCCGAACUAAUUCAAAGGUGGAUCAAAGCCCAUUGUUAGAUACUGGGAGUGUUCAAGAUCCUUUCAAAGAUGUCAAGGAAGAUGAAGAGAUAAAAGAAGACUUAGAACCUAUCAAGCAGCAUGUAGAAUCAACUAAUGAAGAUGAUAUGGAACCAAACAAGGAAUUCCUCGAGGAAAGUCCCUUCAUCGAAGGAUUUAUCCCUGCAAAAUCACUUUCUGCUUCGUCUACUUCCUUAUCCAAUGAUACUGAAUUCACACCUCAAUCCAUUAGUCCUCAAUUGAAAUCAUCUGCUUUUGCUACUGAAGAGUCGAUUAAUGCUGUCCCGGUGACAAGCAAUGAUCAUAUAGAGAGAUCAAAUAGUAAACUUCAUAGGAAAGCUCCACCUCCAUUAUAA